AUGGACACAGACCAGGAGGUUCAUGGAUGGUACUACCUUCUUGGGGAAGAGCUGGGGAGAAAGAAGCAUCUUAAAGUGCCCACACAACACAACUACCACACCACCGAGGCUGUGCUGUCAAACCAUGGUGCUGCCGCCGAGACCAAACGCCCUGAGAAUAUGCAAUGCUUAACAGUGACCAUCCUUCGAGGAAAGGAUGGAUAUGGCUUCACCAUCUGCUCAGAUUCCCCCGUGAGGGUACAGGCUGUUGAUCCAGGGGGUCCAGCAGAUCAGGCAGGUCUGCAACAGUUGGACACUCUCCUGCAGCUAAAUGGUCAGCCAGUGGAGCAGUGGAAAUGUGUGGACUUAGCCCACGCUAUCAGAAACAGCGCCAAUGAAAUCACAGUGGUGGUGUGGCGUACCGGUCCCUCAGCUAAGCCUAACUUUGAGGGCCUCAUUCACCGGCCCUCCUACAAGCCCUCCACCUCAAACUAUGAUGCCCCCUCGCCCCCUACCCGCAGGCGUGUACCAGAUGUUGGCACCAGCAAAACCCCCCCAGCUGUGCCGCCUCUCCCAGCCCACCACCGUGCCGCUGCCACCCGCAGGCUGCUGGUCAACGGCUCCGAAGCCGGAAAUAGCAGUGGUGUAGGGAUGGGAAGCCUGGCGUGGGGGGCCCAGGGAGGGUCAGCCGAGGAGCUGGAUGGGAAACCGCGACACCUCCACCACCCUCACACUGCCACACUGAAGGGUACCAGGGUGAAGGCAUCCAAUGGGGACAACUACAUCAUCCUGGCGCCCAUCAACCCCGGAAGCCAGGUACCGCAGACUGGUGGUGGGCUGCACCUUCAUCAUCUUCUUCGUCCUCCUCAUCCUCACCACGGUCAUAUGGUGGCUCAUCCUAGAUAUGUGUCCUUACCUUUCAUCCCUGGUGCUGAUAGAUAGAAGGACUGUGUUUACAGUAUGUGUGGGCCAUUUGGGUUACUGCUGUCUCACUGAUUUGUGCUUUACGACAUGUUUUGAACAUACUACACAUAGUUCAGUCAUGAAGAUAUGGGCCAGAGACUAGGAAGCAAUAGUAGGCAAUAAUAUAUAAAAUGCAGUUGUUGAUAAUACAUUGUUUGUCUGUACUAUGUGAAGCACUGGCAGUUAAACACAGUUCAUAUUAGGAAAACAAUGCAUAUGUAUCUGACAUCAUUUAUCUUACAGGUAUCCUAUAGAUAAAUCAUCUGUGUGCCAUAGAUUAUACAUCACUAUUUUAAGACAAAUAGUUCUGGUAUUUAAGAAAGAGGAAAAAAAAAUAUAACAAAAUUAUUACUUUAAUGCAUACUUUAUGAAAAUUCACAUACACUAUUCCAAGAUUGGUCCAUUGCAUCAUAUGCAGUUUUACAUUAAGUAUAACAUGUAUAUACAUGGACAGUAUGACAUGUACAUGACGUUUUAUAUAGCAUGUACUUAUGGUUACAUCUAGUGACAUCAUGUAUAUGAGGUAAAAGCUUUCAUCAUAAAAACAAAAUAAAGGAAACUCAUUAAAUCAAAAAGACUGAA
This is a messenger RNA of Seriola dumerili (greater amberjack), 1524 nucleotides long. Its product is annotated as regulator of G-protein signaling 3-like. Gene Ontology annotation, biological process: signal transduction. Gene Ontology annotation, molecular function: protein binding. Gene Ontology annotation, cellular component: plasma membrane; nucleus. NCBI's taxonomy places the organism in Eukaryota, Metazoa, Chordata, Actinopteri, Carangiformes, Carangidae. The transcript has 6 exons. The record is from RefSeq and is a predicted model, not a curated record. Bases 1 to 921 code for a protein of 306 amino acids.